AAGUGCACAUUAACAUUUUCAUGUUUUUAAGAAAAUUUUAAGCAAAGUUGAAGGGAAAAGAAAAAAUAAACUCCAUUCGUUUACGCGAAAACAUUAUUCUUAUUAUACUGCAAGUGAUUUAAAUGCUUUCAUAGAGAAAAAGGAUCUCAUUCAACUAACCAAUGUCUUUGCGUGCUAUAAAAAAGCGCGAAAGUUCAUUACCAUCCACUAAUAGCAAUGGUAGGAUCAGUUUAUUUAAAAAAUCCAACAAAACGAAAACGUCACAUGUAAACAAUGUAGAAAGUUCUAAUAAAACCUUUAAUAAAAUACAUUCGAAUUUAACUUCAUUGUCAAUACAACAGCAAUAUCAGAUCUUAGGGCGAGCAACAAAAUCAAAUCCAGAAUUAAAAUCUAGACAACUUCCAUUCCAAUUAGUGCGCACAAAAUCUGACGGCGAUCUCAAUAGAUUAUUAAAUAGUCGAAGGAGCGAAGAAUAUGAUAACGGUGCUUUACUUAAUGCCAAAUCUGAAGUGUGUUUAAAGACGAUAAAAACACAUAAUUACCAUCAAGACGCGAAAACAACAACAACGUUUGAAUCAGACGUUGACCAAACUAAUAGAAGGGCAAUAAGCUGCGAUAACCGCAGGAAAAAAAUGCUUUCUGGUGCUCGUUCUCAUCGUGAUUUAACACAAUCUUCUUAUGCGUCUACAAAUCGCUUAAGUACAGAGGUAACACCAAGGCGAAUGAGUGAAGGCAAUUAUAGACGUGGACCAAGCUGCCACUCCUCAGCCAAUAGUGAAAUAACUUUAUCUUCUGGUGGUGGAUUAAUUUCUCAUAUUGUACCAUCAGCAGUUGACCCACAAAGUGUUUUGCAUAUUCCAAUUAUCGGGUACGAGGUUAUGGAAGAACGUGCCCGUUUUACUGUCUAUAAAUUGCGUGUCGAAAAUCCUCAUUCUAAUGAUUGUUGGUUGGUAUUAAGACGUUACACAGAUUUUGUGCGUUUAAAUAAUAAACUUAAGCAAAUGUUCCCGCAUGUCACCUUAAAUUUGCCACGUAAAAAAGUAUUUGGUGAUAACUUUAAUCCUAUGUUCCUUGAUAAUCGUGUUCAAGGCUUGCAAAUGUUUGUCAAUACGGUAAUGAAUAAUGAAGAAUUGAGAAAAUCUCAGUUUGUCCGCGAGUUCUUCUGCUUAGAUGAACCUCCUACGUAUUCGGAAUCAAUGGAAGAGUGUAGGGCGAUUUUUGAAGCUCAAGAAGAAACCAUAGCUCAUCUUAAAAUGCAAAUUACGGCAAAAAAUGAUUUAAUUUUAAGUUUACAACAAAAGUUACGUGAAGAGCUGCAAGAGAAAGAGCAACUGAAAAAACUGUUAAAGAGUUGUAACGUCAAGUCAAAUGCAAGCAAAUAAUGAGAAGAUUGCUGCAAUAAAUUAUUUGAAUGACAAUAAAAAAAAGAAAAGAACCAGGAACCUAAUAUAUACAUUUAUUAUGUUAAAUUUCAAUAUUCUGAGAAGAAUGCAAACUUAUGUUGUAUGCAUACGUUAUCAAUUUAUUUACAGGUUAGUGAUAAGUAAAAUCUUGUAUAUCUUUUUAUUUCACUAGCUCGUAUUUUCUUGGAAAGCAAUAAAUUUCCGCAUAUUUUUAAAUAUUAAACACAAACAUACACACACAUUAUGUUAUUCUGUAUACAAGUGACCUUAAAGGAUUCUUAAAAAUGUUCUUAUAUACAUACAUAUAUAUUAAUGUAAAAACAUAUACUUUUGUAAUGUAAAAUGA
This is a messenger RNA of Glossina fuscipes, 1749 nucleotides long. RefSeq names its product sorting nexin-16 (gene Snx16). The transcript is spliced from 3 exons. The record is from RefSeq and is a predicted model, not a curated record. The coding region runs from base 162 to 1382 and encodes 406 amino acids. Gene Ontology annotation, cellular component: extrinsic component of endosome membrane; late endosome; early endosome. Lineage: Eukaryota; Metazoa; Arthropoda; Insecta; Diptera; Glossinidae. Gene Ontology annotation, molecular function: phosphatidylinositol binding. Gene Ontology annotation, biological process: protein targeting to lysosome; early endosome to late endosome transport; endosome to lysosome transport.